Messenger RNA from Pangasianodon hypophthalmus (striped catfish), 2717 nucleotides. RefSeq names its product ankyrin repeat and SOCS box containing 16 (gene asb16). The record is from RefSeq and is a predicted model, not a curated record. The transcript is spliced from 7 exons. Gene Ontology annotation, cellular component: nucleus. Bases 302 to 1699 code for a protein of 465 amino acids. Gene Ontology annotation, molecular function: protein binding; transcription cis-regulatory region binding. Lineage: Eukaryota; Metazoa; Chordata; Actinopteri; Siluriformes; Pangasiidae. Gene Ontology annotation, biological process: intracellular signal transduction; positive regulation of transcription by RNA polymerase II.
UGACAUUUUCUUCUAUUAAUACCGCCAGCUUUAACUGGGGUCAACAAUAUCUUGUGACUAGCUGUGCAGUCUCUCAGAAAGGACAUUAGCUUGUUUAAUCGUUUUAUCCGGUUUCUUAUGUAUAGAAAGAUCAGAGGCACAUAGUAAGCAAAAACUGAACUGAAUAGUGGAUCAUUUUAAACAGAUAAUCAUUUUAAAAUGUAGGCAGCUUUCUUUGGACAAAAGCUGAUAGAAGACCUUUUUUUCAGGCUUUGAGGUAAGUCGUUAUAUAUUGUGGAAGGCAGAUGUAUCACUCAGUGCCAUGUCUCAGAACACAUUUGCCUUCACGUCAGCCACACUGCGCUCUCUGCGGCUUGAACAGGAGCUGCAGGACUGGGAGGAAACACGAAGGGCACUAGCACACAGGAGGGUAAUGAGUAGGCGGCCAAUGCCAGCCGCACCCCGGCUCAGACACGGGACAGAGAGGAUCCAGACAGUACGAGCCCCUCCACCUCAGAUCCACUGCAGAGACCCGGCUGUCCACAACACCUUCAUGUAUGGAGACAUGAGGAGUGUGUACGCUGUACUCAAGGAACCUGGUAUGGUGAAUGCCCUAAUGGAGAUCGUCCAUGAGGAGAUGGUGUGGACUCCAGAAAUGGGCAUGUGGACUCUGUCCUCCAAAGUGAAGCAGACAUCUGCCCUGCGCUUGGCUGCCAGCAGGGGUCACUAUGGUUGUGUGGAGGAGCUGUUAUUCCGGGGAGCGGAGGUAGACGCUGACCCUGGGGGUCGAACAGCCCUCCAUGACGCUUGUUCCGGGGGUCACCACGCCUGUGUAAAGCUGCUGCUGGAGCAUGGAGCUGACCCUGAUCUGGUGACAGCAGACGGCAAUGCGCCCCUUCACCUGUGCAGCACUGCUGAGUCCUAUGCCUGUACAGAGCUGCUAGUCAGCAUGGGUGCCGAUGUGAAUGUGGCCCAGCACGACUCGUGUCUCACUCCACUGCACUUGGCAUGUCGGAAGGGCCUGGAAAAACAUGUGGACCUGCUGCUGGCCCACGGAGCCGAUGUGACUGUGCAGAACCGUGAGGGCGAGACGCCGCUGAAUGCUGCGUGCGCCGGAGCUGAGAGGCCAACUGAGGCUGCACGAUACCUGUGUGUGGUGCAGAGACUGCUACAAGCUGGAGCACAUGCACACACAGCUGGCAGGAAGCAGCACACCGCUCUACACAACGCCUGCAGCAACUGCAGCUAUCAAAUUGCUGAUAUGCUUCUGCAGUAUGGAGCUCAGGCAGAUGCAGCCAACUGCACAGGAUACACACCCAUGGACUGCCUGCUGCAGGUGGUAGAGGAUUAUCCAGACCAGCACCCUGAACUAAUCGCUCGUUCACUUCUAAACCACGGAGCAAAGCCUCCUUCUACCAGAAUGCUGAAGUUCUGCCUCCUUUCCCCUGCCACUCUGGAAGUGAUGCUGAACUGCUACCCAGUGGUGCCAGACUGCAAGGACUGGAUACAGGAAGUCCCAAAUGAACUGCUGAAGGAGCACAAGUGUUUCUUUGACUCGGUUCGCCGGAUGUGUGGGCAGCCCCGCACCCUCCAGCACCUCUGUCGAUAUUCCCUGAGACUAGGUAUGGGUGCACGAUGCCACUCUGCCAUCGAUAAGCUAAACAUCCCGUGUGCACUGAAAGAGUACCUGCUGCUGCCGAUUAAAGGAGAGAUCCAGUGAUGAAUGGACAGGAAACAAGAACAUGAACUCGCAUGCAAAUAAUAAAUGCUACGGAACCAUAUAGCCAUGAACUAGGUUGUGUUAAAGCUGUUUGUUGUCUUCACCUAAUCAGGGUGCCAGGCAAAUGACCAUAAACACUUCAAAUGGAAAAUGUCACAAUUUCAUUCAUAUCUUUUUUCACUUUUGCAUUAGUUUUUUUCAUUUACUUGUCAGUAAUACAGUUGUUUUAUUAAUGACAUUGUAUUAUAAUAUUACACCACCCAGAUAUGUAUUUACUUCCUUCUAACUGUCGUUGUCAGUGCAGACAUGUUUAGCUUAUAUUGACCGUUAUGAAAAAACAACAGGACAAAAAUAUUGUUGAUGACUAGACAUAAUCAUUUCAUGACUCUAGACACUUCUUUGUGAACACACUGGCAUAAUACAGUGAAAUAAUAUGUUCUUUAGCCAUAUCAAAACAGUUGUCAUGUGCGUGGGUAAAAUUUACCCGCUGGUGGUUUUAGGUAUACAGCGACCCCUGGCGGUUCUAGUGUUAAGACCACUGUUUCAUGGAUGCAGUACUUCAUUUUGCUAUUAUUUUAGACAAUAACAAACAUUGAAUGUGGAACAUCUGCAAGACAAGCUUAUCCCUUAUCAGUUACAUUAUCAGUUAUGUCUCUUGAAGAUAAUAAGGCAAAAAAUUUUUAGCUUGACAUGUUACUGAGAAAUCAGAAAGCACCAAGUCUUCUGUCCUGAAGACUCUGUCAUGGCGGAAAAACUUACUGAUGAUUCCAAAUCACUGACACUGGAGACUCCUUCCAAAAAUGUUAAAUAAACACCUUAUAGAAAACCUCAAGAACUUUACAUUUUUCUUCAUCAAAUAGCAACAUAUUUUUAGAGCUUGUUUAUUAUACAAAUUUAUUAUACGAGUCCCCGUGAAUGAUCGUUACUAUAGAGAUGAUAAUGUAUUAAUGUAAUGUAUUGAGCGCAUUAAUAUAAAUCUGUGAUCUGAAAUUAAUAAACACCUUCUGGCCAAUCAGAA